AAUUGAAAGUUUAAUUAAAAUGGAGAAUUUAAAUGAAAAUGACACAGAAAAUGAUGGGACGGAAAGAAGAAAAAUAUCAAUACAAGAUUUGGAAUUAAUUGCACCAAACAAACAAAUUAUUAAACAAUUAAUUUUAUUAAAUUCUAUUGCUUUACCAAUCAAUUUUGGGGAUAUAAAUUCCUUGCAUUAUAAACAAGUACUUAAAAAUGAAUUGGUAAUUGAAGGGGUGGAAAAUGAAGAUGAUGAAGAUGAACUUAAGACAAAAUAUUGGACAAUAAUGGCUUAUUAUAAAAAUGCUUUAGUUGGUGCAAUUACUGUUUGUAUAGAAACAAUUUAUUCUCAAAAAGAAAAUAAUUCCAAAAAAUGUUUAUAUAUUCUUACAUUAGCUGUUAUUCCUUCUUUUCGCCGUCGUGGUGUAGCAAGUAUACUUGUUUUGGAUACAAUUAAUUAUUUCAAACACAAAUGGAAAAAUAUUAAACAAAUUGCCUUACAUUGCCAAUCAUGUAAUGAACCUGCCUUAGCUUUUUAUCAAAAACUUGGAUUUGUACAGACCGAAUUUAUUGCUAGUUAUUAUUUAAUUUGGAGAAUUGUAAAGCCUGAUGCGUAUAGACUUGAAUUUUUUUAUUUAAAAGAGGAAGAAGAAGAAGAAAAUAAAUGA
Molecule: messenger RNA, 658 nt
Organism: Meloidogyne enterolobii
Lineage: Eukaryota; Metazoa; Nematoda; Chromadorea; Rhabditida; Meloidogynidae
Source: the annotation of a GenBank genome assembly